CGCAACGCCUCGCCGAAGUCGGCUUAAAACUCCCAAGCCGCACUCUGCAGGGGUAGCUUCCAUGACCAAGAAGCCUCAGGAAGAGUAUUUUAAUGUCAAGCGCAUUCUCAACUUUCAGGUGAGGUACUUGGUCGAGUGGGAAGGGUACGGACCUCAGCACAACAGUUGGGAACCUGUUGAGCAUUUCGAGCGAUGUCCCAAUCUGCUGCGGGAUUUCUGUAAGAGUACGGGAUCGGUAGGGGAAUAGAUCGCGCGGGAGUUUCGGGCCCUAAGACCGUAUAGUACGGAGGCCUACCGUUCAGCACAGUAGGACGAUAGGGUGUUGAUGUAUAUUUAGGGAAGUUUGCACGAGAUAUUGCGGAUUGGGCGAG
Chaetomium strumarium is the source of this 371-nucleotide messenger RNA. RefSeq lists its product as uncharacterized. The transcript has a single exon. Lineage: Eukaryota; Fungi; Ascomycota; Sordariomycetes; Sordariales; Chaetomiaceae. Bases 62 to 247 code for a protein of 61 amino acids. The record is from RefSeq and is a predicted model, not a curated record.